UCCAUUCACUCUAUAAAAGGUCAGUUUCUCUUUAAAUGCAAAUUACCUACUGCGAGCUCAGCUUCCACCCAUUCCUUUUCCCUAGUUGGAGAGUGCUGAGGGCGGAGGGAACCGGCACGGAAGCAUCACUCCAAACCCUAAAUCUUCAGGGCCUGAGGUCUAGCCAGCAUCCAAUGGAGGAUAAGAAGAAGAAAAGGAGUCCCAAACCCUGUUUGACCCAGCCAGCCCAGCCCCCAGGCACACUACGCAGGGUCCCAGUGCCCACCAGCCACAGUGGCUCCUUGGCCCUGGGACUCCCUCAUCUGCCAUCCCCCAAACAGCGGACCAAGUUCAAGAGGGUAGGCAAGGAGAAGUGCCGCCCCGUGCUGGCAGGAGGUGCAGGCGGCUCUGCAGGCGCACCCCUGCAGCACUCUUUCCUGACCGAGGUGACGGACGUCUAUGAAAUGGAAGGGGGGCUGCUGAACCUGCUCAACGACUUCCACUCAGGCCGGCUGCAGGCCUUCGGGAAGGAAUGCUCCUUUGAGCAGUUGGAGCACGUGCGGGAGAUGCAGGAGAAGCUGGCCCGGCUGCACUUCAGCCUAGAUGUAUGUGGAGAGGAGGAAGAUGAGGAGGAAGAGGAGGACGGGGUGACAGACGGGCUGCCUGAGGAGCAGAAGAAGACAAUGGCUGACCGCAACCUGGACCAGCUGCUUAGCAAUCUGGAAGAUCUUAGUAAUUCUAUACAGAAGCUGCACCUGGCCGAGAACGCCGAGCCGGAGGAGCCGUCAGCUGUGUAGGUGUAAGACCCAGGCCUUGACUGUCCCUUCUCAUUUCCUUCAAACUGUGACUUUCUUACGGACUUGAGUGGGUGUUUCGCGGCCCCCCCAGGUGCUAUGGGAGAGGGGGGCACUGAAUGGAAUUAAACCAGAAGGAAAGAAA
This is a messenger RNA of Bubalus bubalis (water buffalo), 918 nucleotides long. RefSeq names its product coiled-coil domain containing 28B (gene CCDC28B). The record is from RefSeq and is a predicted model, not a curated record. NCBI's taxonomy places the organism in Eukaryota, Metazoa, Chordata, Mammalia, Artiodactyla, Bovidae. The transcript is spliced from 6 exons. The coding region runs from base 36 to 776 and encodes 246 amino acids.